CAAAAAAAAAAAAGCUUCUUCUAACAAAAUGUCGACAACAAGACGAUGACGUAAUCCGAAUGUGCAAUUUCGAUUUAGAUUAACAAUCGAACGAACAACGUCGAACUUGCAGCUCAAAGCCUCAAGCCUAAGUAUUCGUCGAGCUUAAGGUGGAAGCUUCUCUUGGAUUGUGCGACUCCUUUUGCUUCCAUGGCAGUUUCUUUAGCAGCAGAAUCGGAGGAUUCAUCUUCUCGAUCUCUGUGGAAGUACGAUGUCUUCCUCAGUUUCAGAGGAGAAGACGUUCGGGAGAAAUUCGUCAGCCAUCUCUACGAAGCUCUCAACGAAGAAGGAAUCAUAACCUUCCAUGACGACAGAAAUCUUGAGAAAGGCGAUUUCAUCUGGGAAGCACUCGAAGAAGGGAUAAACCAGUCGCGAUUCGCAAUCGUGGUGAUUUCCGAAGGGUACGCUGAGUCUCAGUGGUGCUUGAGAGAGCUUUCGUUUAUGGUCGAAUUAGCCGAGAAGAAACGCCUCGAAUUGAUCCCUGUAUUCUAUGAAAUUGACCCGUCAAUUUUGAAGAGCCGAUUCGGGUGUUUCAAGAAAGCUUUCGAGAAGCAUGAGGUGAGAUUUGAUCAGGAGACGGUGAGUAGAUGGAGAAGUGCUUUGGCUACAGUUGGUAACAUCUCUGGCUGGGAUUCCAAAAAGAACGAGGACUCAAAGCUUGUACAGAAGAUUGUUCAAAAUAUUUGUGACAGGUUAUACUCAGAUUCAGAGCCAUCAGACGAAACAAGUGAACUGGUUGGGAUGUAUUUCCAUAAGAAACGCAUGGAGUCUCUCUUAUCAAUGGACUCUGAAGAUGUUCAAAUGGUAGGAGUCUGGGGUAUGGGAGGCAGAGGGAAAACAACCAUCGCUAAGUAUGUUUUCGAUGGCCUCUCGAGUCAGUUCCCUGCUCGUUGCUUUGUAGAAAACGUGAAAGCUGAUUCCCAAAAACAUGGUGCAUCACAUUUGCGGAAGCAGAUCAUGUCUGAAAUCUUCCCCAAAAGCCCCCUUAAUGCACGGUGCAUCAACUCUGAUGCGAUGAAGCGAAGGUUACGUGGCAAGAAGGUUCUUCUCGUCCUCGAUGAUGUCGAUGACGUUCAACAACUGCAAGAACUGGCUGGGAAGUGCGAGUGGUUUGGACCAGGAAGCAGGAUCAUUAUAACAACAAGAGACAAGCGUGUCUUGGAGGAGCAUUCUGUGAAACGCGUUUAUGAAGUGAAGCCUCUUUGGACUACCCAAGCAAUUAAGCUAUUUAGUAAGCAUGCUUUCAAAAUGAAUCGGCCACAAGAAGAAUUCAGAGAACUCUGUUUAGAUAUUGUCGAGCAACUUGGUGGUCUUCCAUUAGCGCUUCGAGUCAUGGGUGCAUCUCUAUACGGCCGGAAAAUAGCGUUUUGGGAAGAUAAGCUAUGUAUACUGAAGAACAGCCUUGAUAAAUCUAUCUCGAAUAGGUUAAAACUAAGUUAUGAUGCUCUCGAUGAGCAUGAAAAAAUUGUGUUUCUUUAUGUUUCCGGUUGUUUCAACGGGGAAUAUAUGGAUCGAGCGAUAAUGGCACUGGACCCUUUUGUGAUUAAGUCUGAACCAAGGCUAGUAACUCUGAUGGAGAAGUCUCUAAUUAGUAUGUCUCACAAUACGAGGCUAUGGGUUCAUGAUUUACUUCAGGACAUGGCUAAAGAUAUCAUUUGUGAAGGAAAAUUGGAUAAACCAUGGAAGCGUAAAAUGCUGUGGAACUUUUUGGAUGUUAAAGGCUUGUUCACCGAAAAUAUGGGAAAUAAAGACAUCGAGGUUGAAAGUAUAUUGCUCAACAUGGCUGAAGAAACAGGGCUUUGCAUUAACCCAGCAACGUUUAAGAGGAUGAUCAAUCUCAAAUUUCUUAAAAUUCAUAAUAAUUUCACUGUUCAAGGGAGCAAAGUGUGCAUGGUCGAUGAUUUUGACUACCUCCCUUCACUAAGAUACCUUCACUGGGAGGGUUACACUCUAAAGUCAUUGCCUUCACGAUUCAACACUGAAAAUCUGGUUACGCUCAUACUCCUUGAUAGCUCAGUUGAAACAUUAUGGAGCGGAAGUCAGGACCUUGGGAGUCUAAAACACAUGAACCUUAACAGAUGCAGAAAUCUGAUUGAAAUCCCAGACCUUUCCAAGGCAAGGAAUCUCGAUAGUUUACGCCUUUGUGAUUGCGAAAGUUUAGUUGAGCUCCCUUCUUCACUUGGUCAUCUCGAUAAGUUAGUUUCGCUGUCCAUGAUAAAUUGCAAGAAACUCAAGAAUCUCCCGCCUAACAUCUACUUGAAGUCCCUCAAAGCUCUUAAUCUAGACGGAUGCACGAAUAUAGAAGAAUUUCCGUUAGUUUCCAACGAUAUUGAAAAGUUGGGACUGAGCUACACAUCAAUCGAAGUAGUCCCCAAUUCGAUCGACCGUCUGUCAAAGCUCGUAGAGCUGCGUUUAGCACAUUGCAAGAAACUGAAGAAUCUCCCUGACACCAUAGGGAGUUUGGACUCACUCAUACAUCUAACGCUUGCUUGUUGUCCCAACAUCACAGUAUUUCCAUUGCUUGGAAAUGGAGUAGAGAUACUGUCCUUUAAUGAAACACCGAUCCAAGAAGUGCCCUCUUGGAUAGGCGAUAAGGUGAAUCUCUUGUGUCUUGACAUGUCCGAGUGCAAGAGGCUCCAUAAUCUCCCUCACUCGUUGAGAAACCUGAAAAAGCUGAAGUUGCUUUAUCUGCGAGGAUGCAUUAGUAUCACUGAGAUCCCACAGGUUGCAGGGGAAAUGAGAAGGUUGGAUUUAUAUGGCACGUCAAUAGAAAAAUAUGGAGUCCUCUCUGAAGAGGAAGCACUUGAGUUGCACAAUCGUGAUAUGGACUUCCUGAAAGGGUUUCUCACUCGGUAUGUCCGGAAAUACAAGAGAAAACGGAGCUCUAGAUAGUUGAUGAAUGCUCGUGGACUCGGAUUUGCCGUCUAAGUAUUUAAUCCUCGGAGAGACAUAACAGAAGAUCAUCAAUGAAAGACAGGAUUAUAAAUGUAAACAAACGGAUUUCAAGAACAGUGAGUUGGUUGCUGUGUCGAGUUCCUCAGCUUAAAGAAGAGAGACGGUAAAAUCGGAAAAAAACAUGACAUUCUGAUUGAUCUAUUUUGGGAACUUGAGAAGAUAAGCGAUUCCACAGGUAAUGAAACGGAACCUCUGGUUAACUGGAGAUGAAAAAGAACCACCAUUGUUAUGAGUUAUGACAAUAUUGCCAUUGGAAAAGGAAUAUUUAAUAAUGCAGCACAUGUACCACAUCUAUCUUUUCUAAAUUUGAGUUUGAUAAUUAUUAUUUUAUAUUAUUAUUUG
Eutrema salsugineum is the source of this 3336-nucleotide messenger RNA. RefSeq names its product disease resistance protein RPS6. The transcript is spliced from 4 exons. Gene Ontology annotation, molecular function: ADP binding. Gene Ontology annotation, biological process: signal transduction; defense response. The record is from RefSeq and is a predicted model, not a curated record. Bases 190 to 2931 code for a protein of 913 amino acids. Lineage: Eukaryota; Viridiplantae; Streptophyta; Magnoliopsida; Brassicales; Brassicaceae.